Messenger RNA from Odocoileus virginianus texanus, 5687 nucleotides. NCBI's taxonomy places the organism in Eukaryota, Metazoa, Chordata, Mammalia, Artiodactyla, Cervidae. The record is from RefSeq and is a predicted model, not a curated record.
GUCAGGGUUGAAGAGGCUAAACUCCUUGUGUCCCUCCAUCACGGUGGUACUAGAAGCAGAAUUUGUGAUGAUCAAACUCCAAAGGAUUUACUUACCCACUUCACCACCUUUCGUUUUUAGUGAAGUCUCUGCACAGUCAGGCUAGCAAUGUGUGAGCUAUGAAGCUUUGUCCUGCUUCUACAGAUAAAAGGCAAAAGGACUCCUAUGGAAGAUGGACAUCUUUCUCCCGUUUCCAGAAUAUGUUUCCAGGCUCAUCAGUGAAACCUGAUCCUGCUGCUCUGUGUUAAAAUGCUUGAAGAACACUCCCAUCUCUGACAACGCCAGCUUCCAUCCUGUUGAAACCAUGGUCGUCUCUGCAGUGUUGACGGUGUCCCAUACUGGGGCAUCCAACACAACGUUCGUAGUCUAUGAAAACACCUACGUGAAUAUUACGGUCCCUCCACCAUUCCAGCUCCCUGGCGAUGCUCCGCUGCUGAGAUACAGUGUUGAAACCCUGGCUCCCACUGGGAUGAGUUCCCUAACAAUGAAUAGUACAGCUGUGUCCCCAACACCAGCAGCUUCCAAGAGCCUCAACUUGCCUCUCCAGAUCAUCCUUUCUGCUCUGAUGAUAUUUAUUCUGUGUGUGUCUUUUCUUGGUAACUUGGUUGUUUGCCUCAUGGUUUACCAAAAAGCCGCCAUGCGAUCUGCCAUUAACAUCCUCCUGGCCAGCCUGGCCUUUGCAGACAUGUUGCUUGCAGUGCUGAACAUGCCUUUUGCCUUGGUCACUAUCCUUACCACCAGAUGGAUUUUCGGGAAAUUCUUCUGUAGGGUAUCUGCUAUGUUUUUCUGGUUGUUUGUGAUAGAGGGAGUAGCCAUCCUGCUCAUCAUUAGCAUUGAUAGGUUUCUUAUUAUAGUCCAGAGGCAGGAUAAGCUAAAUCCAUACAGGGCUAAGGUUCUCAUUGCAGUUUCUUGGGCAGCUUCUUUUUGUGUAGCUUUUCCUUUGGCAGUAGGGAACCCUGACCUGCAGAUACCUUCCCGAGCCCCCCAGUGCGUGUUCGGGUACACAACCGAUCCGGGUUACCAGGCUUAUGUGAUUUUGAUUUCUCUCAUUUCUUUCUUCCUGCCCUUCCUGGUGAUCCUGUAUUCAUUUAUGGGCAUCCUCAAUACUCUUCGGCAUAAUGCCUUGAGGAUCCACAGCUACCCUGAAGGUAUAUGCCUCAGCCAGGCCAGCAAACUGGGUCUCAUGAGUCUGCAGAGACCCUUCCAGAUGAGCAUUGACAUGGGCUUUAAAACGCGUGCCUUCACAACCAUCUUGAUUCUCUUCGCUGUCUUCAUCGUCUGCUGGGCCCCGUUCACCACUUACAGCCUUGUGGCAACGUUCAGCAAGCGCUUUUACUAUCAGCACAACUUUUUUGAGAUCAGCACCUGGCUACUCUGGCUCUGCUACCUCAAGUCUGCGUUGAACCCACUGAUUUACUACUGGAGGAUUAAGAAAUUCCAUGAUGCCUGCUUGGACAUGAUGCCUAAGUCCUUCAAGUUUUUGCCGCGGCUCCCUGGUCACACACGGCGACGGAUACGCCCCAGUGCUGUCUAUGUGUGUGGGGAACAUCGGACGGUGGUAUGAAUAUCGGAACUGCCUGACAUUUUGGGUGAUGGCUGUUCUUUAUCUGACUUUGAAUUUUCUUUCUCUUGGCUUCUCCACUUAAACGUUGUUGUUUUAUUCAUAGGGUAUGUAUAUAUGUGUAUGUGUGCAAUGUGAAGAAAGAAUGGUGAUUAGUUAUAAGUCUGUUACCAGGGAUACACAAUAGGGAAGUGAUCCCAAGUGUUACCUCCAGGGUUCAAGAGAAAUCUUUGAUUUAGGGUGGGGAGAUGGUUUUCUAUAACUUCAGUUGAUGUUGAUUUGUAGUAGGAAUCAGGAUUCUGCUUUAUUGAGCCUGAAGUUACAUUGAAUUUUAGGUAUAUUGUAUGCUGCUAAGAUAUGCUUAGUUGCAUUUAUCAAAAUUUUUUUUUUUUCUGGAAGACACUGCUGCUUUUUGCCAUCACGUUGGAGCCAAAAACCACAUACAUCUCAGUAGAUAGUUUUAUUUAAGAAAAAUAACCCAAGGGGGUGAGUGACAUUUUAAAGGUCAUUAAUAUUUACUUUGGUGCACUUUAAGAAACAAUGUACAGACUAAUUCAGUCAUGUUUUUCAGAAUUGCUUUUAUACAUGACAUGUUGUGCUUUAGGAAAUGUUACAUUAUUUCUAGGAAGAUAGUUUUUUUUUUAAAAAAAUGUUUUAUCUGCAUGUACAGUUUUAAAGGAGAGAACAUAAAAAUGUAGAACUUUUGCUAAGCACAAUAGUGAAUCUUUACAGAAAUAGGGCAGAGUUGAGAAGAUGGAGCACCCUCGAAAAUGUAAAUGAAAUGCAGAGAGGCUACGGCUGCUGGGGGCUGUGGCGGUCUCUUUUACUCACAGAUUCUCCGAGUUCAGUGGGAGAAGGGUCUCCAUUUGUUAGGCAUCUACCGGGUGUCAGCCACCGUGCAACAUUUUAUCCUCACAGUGUGCCGUGAGGGAGGCUAUUAUUUCUUCCUUUUGCAGACGAAGAAGGCAAGUCUCAAAGAGACUUAAACCCUGCCCAGGGUUAGUGGUAGAGAGGUCAGAAAAUCCAUCUGCGUCCUGAGACUGCUAUUCUGCCGUACUGCACAGACACGGCCUUCAGAUUUGCAAGUUCCAUGACCAAGAGGGACCUAUGUGUAUUCUUCCAUUUGUUUUUUUUUAGACUGAAACCUUCUUUUUAAAAAAAAAUAGCUUUUUUUUUUUUAAAUUACCAAAAGGAAUUACAUGACAGAAAGUCUGAAAAAUAGAAAGGAAAAAAAUAAAAUCAUUCAUAACCUCCUUUAUAAAGUGGAACUUAAAAAUCUUAGAUAAGGGUAUAAGGAAAUAAGGCAAAUUUUUGAUUUGCAAAACAAGUGACAGUUAUCAAGAAGUUAAAUACAGCUGUCUUUAGGUCUUUGCCCUGUAGGUUUAGAUGUUUCCAGUUGUCCAGCUGUAUUUCUCAGUGUUCUGGACAGAAUGCCGUGUGGUUGCCCCGGUGCUUGCCCAGAGCAGAGCUGGCUGUUGAAGAAUGUGAAUGCUUAGAGGUGAACAGAAACCCUGGUCUGAGCCUUGAGCAAGUUUUCACUGGGGCAGGUCUAGGGUUUCAAAUUCUUCUUCUCUUGCUGAUAAUCUGCCUCUUUCCACUGCCCCACGUGUAUCUGGGGCCUUCGGUGCCCUUCUCUCUCCAAUUCCAGGAACUGGAUGGCCCCCGAGAUGGGGCUUCAGACUAAGGCCGUCAGUGCUGAGAGUGUAGCCUGCUGGCUACACCAUGGACUUUAUAAAUAGUCGAGUUAACCAUGAACCCCCUUUGGGUCUACAGCACGCUUUUAGAAUUGUCGUGCCUUGUCACCAGUGGGAAGCCAGCCUCUGUUUCUUUAGCUGUACAGCCAGAGAGUUGGACUAGAUGAAUCUUCAAGAUCUUUUCCAACUAUAAUGCGACAGGAGAGAUUUUUUGAAAAGCCCAGCUGACAUCAGCAUCACUCUUUGGUCUCUAGUAUUAUUUUUUUUUUUACAUUUUACUUCUUUAGAUGUCUCUUAAAAUUGGAUGUCUGAAGAGCACGUGGCACCAUGGCAGGGGUUAGGAGUUUGGGAGGUGGAUGUCAUCAUGAAAGACUUGAGAAACGCUGUUCUUGAGGCAGUGGCCUUGUUACUGGGACUCAUUUUCCAGUUAACUUCUCCUCGGGGACUCAAGCAUGUUAUUCAACACAGUUUGAGAUCAUCUUCUGAUGAGGCUCACCUACCUCUUUGGUUCCUUAUUUAUAUUAUUCACAGGUAAAAUUGCUUUUAUCCAUUGGGGAUCUUACAGAGCAUAAACACUGUAGUAGAUAUUAGUAGCACAUUUAAGUGUAUCAUGCUUUCCAUUUUCAAUAUAAGCUAGAUUUCAGGCAGAUAUUAAGUCGUCUCUCUGAAAUUAGACUUUAUCUGAGGAAAGUCAGCAUGAUCUGUACUCAUCUUACCUGUCGGCAGCAGAUCUUGAGACACCGUUCAUGGUUGGAGUUGAGCCAGCUUUGUUUCCGUGGUCCUGCUUUUAUGAGCAAGGCUGCUGGUAGGUAGUGCAGCGUUGGGAGGAGCUCUGGAGUGCCUUCUAAGAGGCUCACUGUUUGUGAAAGAUGACCAAGAGGGGCCUUUGUGAGUUCAGCACCCACAUCGAACAGCAGUUCUCUUUACACUGGAUUGUCUUGAUCAGUCAGAUGACAGUUUACAAACCAUUUUGAACAUUUGUAUCACAUAUACAUUUUGAAAGCUUAAAAAAAAAAUACUAUAGUGUACCUUUGAACAAUUUAGGUGUAGUAUCAUCUAUUGCCUAUUCUAUAUUUUCUUGAUGGAAAAAAAUGCCACUAUGAGUUAUCAUCACUGGCUGACAUCAUCAGAAAUGUUUUUCUUUUUCCUUCAGGCUAAUAAGUAAGAAGCAGAAAAGAGACAAUGAAGUGUUUGUGGUCAAAACAAAGAGUCAAAAGAAAUCCUUAAUAAUCUGAAAUAGUGAUAUUCAAACUUUCAAAUAUUCAUUUGCAUUUAAGUCUUCCCAGGGGAGCUUGUUAACAAUAAAUACAGGUCACCAGGGCCCCCAGAGGGGCAUUGGGCCCACCAAGGCCCACUUCUGUCUUGUUGAGAAUUUGGUCUGAUUCUGGUUUAGAUGGUCUUUGGGGCAUACUUCAAGAAACACACCUGUGGGAAAUACAUCCACUUAAAAAUUGUCUGUUUUUUCCAAAAAAUGAUUUGUGUUGGAAGCCGUUAUCUCCCAGUGUAUGGGUAAUCCACACUGAGAAGAAAGUCUGUGUAUCACUGUGCCUAAUUUGCGGCCACCUGUGUGAGUGCUGGAUCACUCCAGAGUCAGCUUUAUCAUCUUUCAACUGGCACAGUUCUGAUAAAACAUAUAGUUUCAAAGUAGAGUGAAAAGGUGACUUCACAAUUGAAAGUGAUGCCUUUUAAGGAGUCUGAUUCCUGUCAUAUUUUCUUUUCUAGUUGAGAGGUAUCUUUAUUAUAUGUAACCUCCUGAAGAGUAAGGGGAAUGCAAAGAUUCAUCCAAUUCCUAUUGCUCUGCUUACACCAGUUGUGUUCAAUGGAAGCAUGAAAAAAUAAAACAACCAUUUAAAUCUAUGUAUUUCAGUUGCUGACAAGGAUACUUAAUAUUUGCUUUUGUUUACAUGAAAAUAUUUAUGUAUAUAUCACAGGAAAAAUGUCCACUUGCUUGACAUUUUAUUCUUCCAUGAUUUUUAAUGUUUAAAGGACUGUUUAAUUCAGAUUUUCACAACCAUAGUCUUCAUUGAAAACUCAGUUUUUAUAAUAAUAAAUGAAAAUGUCAAAGCACAUGUUUGUUAUUACAAGUAAAUGGUAAUACAGUUCUUAGAUAUUAAUUGGUACUAGUCCUUUGUAAUUAAAAUUAAUUUAUUUUACAAUGGUACCUAACCUAUAUGGAAAAAUCACUCUGAAUUUUGGGUUGUAAUAUUCAAAAUGUACAGUUAUUUGUGCAUAUUCUUAUUACAGCCAGGAAAAAAGCUACCAAUAAGAAAAAUGAAUAAAUGUUUAACAUUUCUAAAAGUGGAGUUUUUUUAAAGGACUACUUCAUUUAUCUUAGGAAAAAAAUUGUCAUGAAUAAUACUUUCUGUUCAAUUAAAAUCUGACUUUAGUUUCAA